CGACUGAUGCUGAGAUAUCUGCAACCUUUGGGAUGUGUGCAUGGUGGCGAGGGGCUGACUGAUAUGAGAUUACUUCUUUUAAGGGAAAUUGUUAUUAAUGAGUCAAGAAACUGCUCAUUUAUGAUAAUUAGCACCAUGGAGCCUCAGGUGUCAAAUGGCCCGACAUCCAAUACAAGCAAUGGACCCUCCAGCAACAACAGAAACUGUCCUUCUCCCAUGCAGACAGGAGCGACCACAGAUGAUAGCAAAACCAACCUCAUUGUCAACUACUUACCCCAGAAUAUGACCCAAGAGGAAUUCAGGAGUCUCUUCGGGAGCAUUGGUGAAAUAGAAUCCUGCAAACUUGUGAGAGACAAAAUUACAGGACAGAGUUUAGGGUAUGGAUUUGUUAACUAUAUUGAUCCAAAGGAUGCAGAGAAAGCCAUCAACACUUUAAAUGGACUCAGACUCCAGACCAAAACCAUAAAGGUCACUGUUUACUUCUGCUUCAAUUUGCUUUGAUAAGUGACAUGAGAUUUAUCUCUUUGCUGUGACUCCCAUGAAGGAAUAGAUAACUUGCCUAGCUAGAAAAAACAAGUAUCUUCUUUGGAAGCAUGCAUUACAGAAAUCUCCUUGGAACCAUUUAGUACACGUUUGCAAACUUUGGUCAAGUCUGUUCCUCAUUUUCGCAUUUCUGGAGUGUUUCAUGCAAAACACACUACUUUAAGUGUAAUACACAAAAUAGGUGCAGGCAAACCAGCGGUUAAUUCCUAAGUUGUGGAGGUUACUGAUUAACAGCUAGAUUCUGGGAAGGUUCUGAAAAGCUCUGAGGAAGUGGUAGAGACAGUAGUGAAUGGGUAAAGAGGGCAGCUAUUCUGCUGCUGCUGAUGAUUGUCUAAACCCAGAUUGUUGCCAAAUCUUCCAGUUGUUCAACAGAAAUCAAAAUCUUGAUUUUUAAAAAAAUAUCAGUCUCCUAAUUUUUAAAGGCUGGAAACUAAUUCAAAAAUUUUUAAGAAUUAUAAAGGUGGGUCAAACAGCACUUAAUAGGUGAUCUUUGGACAGGCAAUUUGUGAUCUCUGAACUCAAAAAUAGGCAAACAUUGUUUUGCCAAGUGGCAGUGAAUCACUUAU
Carlito syrichta (Philippine tarsier) is the source of this 1109-nucleotide messenger RNA. RefSeq names its product ELAV-like protein 4. Gene Ontology annotation, molecular function: RNA binding. The coding region runs from base 7 to 501 and encodes 164 amino acids. The record is from RefSeq and is a predicted model, not a curated record. Gene Ontology annotation, cellular component: ribonucleoprotein complex. The transcript has 4 exons. NCBI's taxonomy places the organism in Eukaryota, Metazoa, Chordata, Mammalia, Primates, Tarsiidae.